AUGGAUGCUGCCCUUAUAGGGGGCGGCAUUCUGCAUGUCCUCUCUCGCAAGUUGCUGCUGUGGAAACUGUUGUGGGACAAGAACUGCAGGGGCAUUAGUUUGAUUACGCAAGAGCUAUUCUUAAUCAUUUUCAUCUUUCGUUACCUCGACCUAUUGUAUCUCUAUGUGUCCUUGGCCAACACGAUCGUCAAGGUGUUUCACCUCGUCGUCGCCCUCGCCAUUGUCCUUCUUAUGCGCUACUCUCCAGCAUCGCAAACCUACGAUGCUGACCUGGACACGUUUCCACGUGGCGCGUUAAUUCUGCCCUGCUUAAUAUUGGCCAUUUUUCUCAAUCGCGUCAAGCUCAUCAUCGAAAUUUGUCAUUCGUUCAGCGUAUACUUGGAAGUCGUGGCUCUAGUUCCACAGUUUGUGUUGCUCUACAAGCGGCAAAUCUAUGAGGGUUGGGCCUUGGCCUUCACCGUGCUGUGUGGAGCGGAGCGGCUGUUGCAGGGCAUCUCCGUCGUCACAGACUGGCAGGAGUCUUACCGGGAAGAUCCGUACAGUGUCCUGGCGGAUAUGGUUCAUGCCGUCGUGUUCAUUAGCGGCCUGGCAGUGGUGAUCUGGCAGCGGUUCCAGGUCAAGAAGCAGCAGGGAAUGAACGAGUCGGGAGCGCAGCUGCCCAACUUUGACGAGGUCUGGGACGCCAGCAAGUUCAAAUUCGAGGACCAGGAGGCGGUUCGGGGGGAGACUGUGCCUGUGCUGGGGCGCAGGUAG
Messenger RNA from Volvox carteri f. nagariensis, 753 nucleotides. RefSeq lists its product as uncharacterized. The coding region runs from base 1 to 753 and encodes 250 amino acids. The record is from RefSeq and is a predicted model, not a curated record. The transcript has 2 exons. Gene Ontology annotation, molecular function: ER lumen protein retrieval receptor activity. Gene Ontology annotation, biological process: endoplasmic reticulum to Golgi vesicle-mediated transport; protein retention in ER lumen. Gene Ontology annotation, cellular component: endoplasmic reticulum; cis-Golgi network; membrane. Lineage: Eukaryota; Viridiplantae; Chlorophyta; Chlorophyceae; Chlamydomonadales; Volvocaceae.